This is a messenger RNA of Photinus pyralis (common eastern firefly), 1478 nucleotides long. Its product is annotated as bromodomain and WD repeat-containing protein 3-like. The record is from RefSeq and is a predicted model, not a curated record. Gene Ontology annotation, molecular function: protein binding. NCBI's taxonomy places the organism in Eukaryota, Metazoa, Arthropoda, Insecta, Coleoptera, Lampyridae. Gene Ontology annotation, biological process: regulation of transcription by RNA polymerase II; cytoskeleton organization; regulation of cell shape. Gene Ontology annotation, cellular component: nucleus. The transcript has 7 exons. Bases 498 to 1124 code for a protein of 208 amino acids.
UUUGCCUGACAUAAUUUCUAAAAUCAAGUAAACAUAAAUUUCUAAUGAUGUUAAAAUUUAUAUUUGUAUAUGUUUUGUUUUUAUUGAGUAACCAAAUAAGCAAGUUACUCUGCUCCACUCUGUGGAAUUAAAUUGUCAGUGUCAUGGAUAGAGUUGAAGAAAUACAAAUACAUGUAUUACCUACACUCUUACUUUGCUGUACAAAAUAUUAUCUUUGUCCAAUACUACAAUGCCAAUACUCUACAUUUAUUUAGAAAAAGAAGUAUUGAAAAAUCUAUAAAAAGUGAAAUAAUCUAUUCAAAACUUAAUCCGUCACUGUUAGUCAGGUUUGCCAACUAUACAACUGUAAACGGUCAGUACAACCAGCUUACCCCAUAACAGUUGUUUUCUAACCUUAAAGAAUUUUUUCAAUUGAUUUAAAUAACGUACAAAUAAGUCUAAACUUACAAUGUGUAAAUAUAAAUAAAAACAUUGAUAAUAAAUAAGAUAUAUUUAAGAUGAGUUCUGAGGCAGGUACGAGCAAAGGCAAUGAAAUUGUUACAGAAUUGUAUUUUCUUAUACAGAAAUGUUUAUCUGUUAGUCCCUUGAAAGAGACACAUCAGAUGCUCGUAAAGGAGUUGGAAAGUUCAAAUAUAUUACCAAAUCGUCUUGACUGGAAAGGAAAUGAGCACAGGCGCAAUUUAGCAGAAUUGGAAAAACACUAUCCUCACAUAGGGCCAGACUACUUAUUAAAAAUUUGUUCGCGCCUCGGAUGCAUUUUAGACAGGGAGUUACCACCCAGCAUUAAACGAGCUCCAUCGUUAUUAGGUGCAGGGAGACAAUCGUUAUUAAGACGUACUGACCACAAACGAUGUAAUAACGCCCAACUGUAUUAUGCUGCGCGAAUACAUGGGAAACCAUUACUGGACCCGCCAUUCCUCAAAAGCACACAUAAUAUAGUAAAUGUUUGUAUUGGCCGACAAAUGUCUGGUCCAACAACUCGACAUUUAGUAGUCGGUUCAAGUAGAUAUGCAAAUCUUCAACUACAAAGGAGAACUUUGGGCCAUCUGUCUGCCGUUUAUUGCCUGCUGUUUGAUCGUACCGGAAGAUUUAUUGUAACUGUAUGGGUGCAGAUGAUCUGUUAAUCAAAGUGUGGUCGUCUACGACGGGACGGUUACUUGCUACCUUUCGCGGGGCCUCAUCGGAAUUGACAGAUAUUGCGAUCAAUUUGGAAAAUACCCUACUGGCGGCGGGGUCAAUUGAUCGGAUCCUACGUGUUUGGAAUUUGCAGUUCGGUUAUCCUGUGGCAGUGUUGGUGGCACAAGCUGGAAUUAUUACAUCUGUGAACUUUUGCCCGUCAUCACGUUGGGAUGUUCGGUAUUUAAUUAGUACCAGUACGGAUGGUUCCGUUGCCUUUUGGUCCUACAGUCUUGAUACAGUGGGAAAAGCAGUUUUUGUGUAUGUAUAAGUAUAGCGUAGAGAAUAGAAUAGUGAGAUGA